This is a messenger RNA of Klebsormidium nitens, 2174 nucleotides long. The record is from the annotation of a GenBank genome assembly. NCBI's taxonomy places the organism in Eukaryota, Viridiplantae, Streptophyta, Klebsormidiophyceae, Klebsormidiales, Klebsormidiaceae.
AAGAGGACAAGACGAGGCAUGCAGAACUUGAACUUGAAGCAGCUAAUCAAAGUUGGCGUUGCUCCUGUCGCACUUCUUGCAGAGACGCCGUUAUGGCAAUGCAGAAGGCGGGCCAACGUGCUGUCUGCGGAGCCGUAGAGAAGGGGCUGCAAUGGCGGGCCAUCUCAUGCUUGAUUGCCGAUGAUGGCUUGGGAAGCAGCCAGUCUGACGUACGCUGUGGCGUGUUGGACGCAGACAGCAGUGACUCAAGUGCACAGCUCCAAUGCAGGACAAGUCGACAGCAAACAGUUUCCUCCAGCCCCAAUGAAAGCUCCAGCUCGCUUGAUUCUCAAGUAACCUCGUCCAGAUUCCCUGCCGUCCCCUGCAUGCAGUGGUUUCGCUUGCCCUUCCCUUUUGUCUCAUCAAGCACACCCAAUUUAGAGCCAAAUGACUUUCCAGCAUUGUCACCCCAAGCAGGGAGCCUGUGCGAUGGCCUUGACUUAGGGGGCCAAAGUGCGCUUGCACGAGUUGGACACAAUCUGGUCGCCCCCUUCCACCAGCCCUUCUUGCAAGGCCCUCUUUCAUCAACCUUCACAAGCCUCUCAAGCUCCAGAGGUUUCACUUCUCAAUCCACCAACAGCAGCACUUUCUCCCGCCUCUCAACAAUCCAUGCGUCUUACUCAACCCAGGCCGCCCCUCAAGCCUCCUUCCCCAGCAACAUCAAGGAGUUUUCAACCUCGUGGCUAACCGACAUUCUGAGGACGUCAGGGGCAAUUGGUGCAGACUCUGCAGUGCAGUCCUUUUCUUCUGAGCAGGUUGGCGAGGGUGUCGGCCUUGUGUCUGCCUUGUACAAACUGAAAGUGACAUACAUCGGCGCACCAGGAACGCAUGCACCUUCCGGGCUGGUGGCCAAGUUUGCACACCCCUCAGAUGAAGCACGCGCUUUUGCAAUAAGGAAUGGAAGCUACGAGCGAGAGGCCCGUUUCUACCAGAAUUUCGGCACUCGCCCCGCAGCCACCCCUGCAACCGUCAAUCGCCACAAGGUGCCAAUCCGGACGCCCGAGAUCUACUUCUGCGAGUACGAACCGGACACUGCUCGGUUGUGCAUCCUGAUGCAGGACGUCUCAGACUUUGAACCUUUGGACCAAAUCAAGGGGGCCACGUUCGAUGAGGCGCUCGGGGUCAUGCAGGACAUUGGGCGCUUUCACGCCCUCUGUUGGAACUCCCCCGACCUCGACACGUGGCGCUGGCUGCCCCAGCUGCACGAGCCCCGAUUCCUCGCGUUCGACCCCCAGGAGUACCGCACCGCCUGGCCGCGCGCCCUCAAACUCUUCCCGGGGGUCAUCCCCGACCACCUGCUCUCGCCCCUCAGCCAGCUCCCCGACGCCGCCCCCGGGCUGCUCGAGCGGCUCGGGGGAUCCCCCCGAUCGCUCCUCCACGGCGACCUGCGCCUGGACAACGUGUACAUCCGGCGGGGGAAGGCGGACGCCGACAAGGCCGCGCCGCUCGCGGCCGGGGUGACGCAGGAGCCCAACCUUUUGUACAUUGACUUCGGCGACUGCUGCGCGGGGAGGGGGGCCCACGACGUGGGGUACUUUCUGAGCCAGAGCUUGGAGCCCGCGGUGCGACGGGAGCACGAGAAGAAGCUGCUACACGCGUACUGGGGGGCGCUGCACGGCUCGGACGCCGAGGACGUUGAGGGCAUGCAGGAGCGGCUUGCGGGGUACGAUUUUGAGGACUUGGUGGAGGACUACAAGUUUGGGGUGUUGUACAAUUUCUGCCUAGCGGUCAACAUGGCGAGUCUGAUCGAGGAGGGGAAAGGGGGUGAGCGGGUGCGGCAGCUGGCAAGGACGGCGAUUGAGAGGGCGGUGAAAGCGAUUGAGGACCACAACUUGGGCGAGUUGGUACACAAGAUUUUGUCCUCAUCUUCACAACAAUGAGACACUUCUGAACGUUGGGCAUGAGACAUGAGAAGCUGUCUUGAUGUUGCCUUGUAUACCGUCGUAUAGGGUGUCCGAGAAUAGGAGUCAUACAAUAAAUAUAACAAUCUUUGAAAGUGGAAACAAAACACGAUACAAUGUUUUGCAAUACACUCCUCUUACCGUUCGUUAAAAUGACAAGAAACAGAAACCCUUUUCUUUUUUCUACUGCUGACACUUCUGAUUAAUACGAUGUGUUCAACGGUUGUGUGCAUG